AUGGCAUCCACCAUCGACAAGUCAAAACCAUAUUUCCCCCUCGCGGGUGGUGCCGACGAUGGCUGGUCCACCGAGGAUGAAGCGACAGCUACAUGCUUUUGUGGAGCAGUGCAAUUAUCAUUCCCAACCCAUGGACCUGGCUUCGUCGGUUCCUUCAUUUGUAAUUGCUCUGAUUGUCACAAGCUCACAGCAUCCAUGCACGCCACGAACUUCACAGUCUAUGACACGCACCUGAAACAUCUUCGUGGGCAGGAGAACUUGAAGACAUACAGCCAAUCGCGUACUGUGUUCUUCAAGACACCGGGCAAAGAUAACAGCAUGACUAACUACUUCUGUUCGACCUGCGGCUCCCUUAUGUAUCGAGUCGGAGCAGCGUUCCCGGGAAUGAGUAUUCUGCGUGUUGGAAGUGUGGAUGAUUUCUCGCUACACGAGACGAAACUGAGACCCACAAUGGAGCAGUUUACCAAGGAUCGCGUUGCCUGGAAGGCUCCUACGGAAGGGACGACCCAAUUUGUGGAAGAUGGCCUGCAUGUAUAG
This is a messenger RNA of Penicillium odoratum, 537 nucleotides long. RefSeq names its product GFA family protein. The transcript has 2 exons. The record is from RefSeq and is a predicted model, not a curated record. Lineage: Eukaryota; Fungi; Ascomycota; Eurotiomycetes; Eurotiales; Aspergillaceae. Bases 1 to 537 code for a protein of 178 amino acids. Gene Ontology annotation, molecular function: carbon-sulfur lyase activity.